Molecule: messenger RNA, 270 nt
Organism: Brenthis ino (lesser marbled fritillary)
Lineage: Eukaryota; Metazoa; Arthropoda; Insecta; Lepidoptera; Nymphalidae
Source: the annotation of a GenBank genome assembly
AUGGGUUUGUCUGCUGUUUUUGGUCUAGUUGGAAUUGAGGAGAGAGGAUUUGAUGAACCACCACUUCAAGGAAGCCCUCUACCAUCACCAUCCAGAGAUACCGUCCACACUGAAUUUCCCUCCCAAACUGCCGCAGACGAGAUUAUGUUGUAUUCUAUAGAAGCGUCUCCUGCCCCAUCAGCUCAACUGCCAUCUCCCUCUAUACUUUCACGUCUUCCUCCAACCCGAGUGUCAACACCACCGCUCGCCUCUGUGACCACGCCGAUGCCU